This is a messenger RNA of Eptesicus fuscus (big brown bat), 3356 nucleotides long. It is a transcript of the gene ARHGAP25, whose product is annotated as Rho GTPase activating protein 25. Gene Ontology annotation, molecular function: GTPase activator activity. The record is from RefSeq and is a predicted model, not a curated record. Gene Ontology annotation, biological process: signal transduction; actin filament organization; phagocytosis, engulfment. Lineage: Eukaryota; Metazoa; Chordata; Mammalia; Chiroptera; Vespertilionidae. Gene Ontology annotation, cellular component: phagocytic cup. The transcript is spliced from 11 exons. Bases 408 to 2348 code for a protein of 646 amino acids.
AGAGGCAGCCGUUGUUUAUGAGGACCUCUCCUCAGAGAGGCCUGAGAUUCUCUCAACCAGGGGCUUUGCUUCCCACGAGGCAGAGCGAAGUGGCAACUGGGAUAUUUCUGGUAAAACUGAAAGCAAGAGAAGCAGGGUGCACACUUCACGAGGUACCAGCCCCCGGGGCUGUGGGUGGGGUUUGGUGGAGGUUUGGGUACCAUCCCCCAAGUCACAGAUGAUUGGACCUUUCAUCUGAGAGAAAGGAGGACACACGCUGGCAAAUCAACCUCAAACCCAAGACUGCCCGUGAAGCAAUCUGAAAGGAGAAAACACACACACACCAGCCACAGGGAAGGCUUGGGAAGGCGGGCCGGACUGAGGCACACGCACCGCUUCAGCAGCUGCUCACCAGAACCGGAAGCAAAAUGUCCCUGAAAUUGCCAAGAAACUGGGAUUUCAACCUGAAAGGAGAGGCUGGGAAAAUAGCUCGGUCCAGGAGCGUGAUGACCGGCGAGCAGAUGGCAGCCUUCCACCCGUCGUCCACCCCCAACCCGCUGGAAAGGCCCAUCAAAAUGGGCUGGCUGAAGAAGCAGCGGUCCAUCGUGAAAAACUGGCAGCAGAGGUACUUCGUGCUGAGGGCGCAGCAGCUCUACUACUACAAGGACGAAGAGGACACGAAGCCACAGGGUUGUAUGUAUCUACCUGGAAGUACAAUCAAGGAGAUUGCCACAAACCCAGAAGAAGCGGGGAAGUUUGUCUUUGAAGUCAUUCCAGCCUCAUGGGACCAGAGUCGCACGGGACAGGACUCCUAUGUCCUCAUGGCCAGCUCCCAGGCGGAGAUGGAGGAAUGGGUUAAAUUCCUUAAGAGAGUCGCUGGCACACCCUCUGGAGCGGUGUUUGGCCAGCGUUUGGAUGAGACCGUGGCCUAUGAGCAGAAGUUCGGCCCCCACCUGGUGCCCAUCCUCGUGGAGAAGUGUGCGGAGUUCAUCCUGGAGCAUGGCCUGAGUGAAGAGGGCAUCUUCCGGCUGCCUGGGCAGGACAACCUGGUGAAGCAGCUCAGAGAUGCUUUCGAUGCAGGGGAGAGGCCCUCCUUUGACAGAGAUACAGAUGUGCACACAGUGGCCUCCCUAUUAAAGCUCUACCUCCGAGACCUCCCAGAGCCUGUGGUUCCCUGGAGCCAGUAUGAGGGAUUCCUGCUCUGUGGGCAACUCAUGAAUGCAGAUGAGGCAAAGGCUCAGCAGGAGUUGAUGAAGCAGCUCUCCACCCUUCCUCGAGACAACUACAGCCUCUUGAGCUACAUCUGCAGGUUCCUACAUGAAAUCCAGCUGAACUGUGCUGUUAACAAGAUGAGUGUGGAUAAUCUGGCUACUGUGAUUGGUGUGAAUCUUAUCAGGUCAAAGGUAGAAGACCCUGCUGUGAUUAUGAGGGGGACUCCUCAAAUCCAAAGAGUGAUGACCAUGAUGAUCAGAGACCAUGAAGUCCUCUUCCCCAAGUCCAAGGAUGUACCCCUGUCACCCCCAGCUCCCAAAAAUGACCCCAAGAAACCUCCAGUGGCUCGAAGCUCUGUGGGCUGGGAUGCCUCUGAGGACGUCCCAAUUUCUAGGACAGACAGCUUCAGUAACACGGCCAGCGACUCAGAGGCAACCAGCCCCACUGAACAACAGCCAAGUGACAUGUUUUUGGAACACAGCAGCAAAACUCCCAGGGAAAAGCCAGGGGAUUGGAAGCUGCAAUCACGAAAAAGGACUCAGACCCUCCCUAAUCGGAAAUGUUUCUUAACAGCAGCUUUCCAAGGUGCCAACAGCAGCAAAAUGGAGAUCUUUAAAAAUGAGUUCUGGUCAUCUUCUUCAGAGGCGAAGGCAGGGGAGGGGCAUAGGAGAACACUGUCUCAAGGUGUGCAGAACUUUUCUGAUGCCCAGAGGACUUCCACCUAUGAUAACAUCCCUACCCUGCCAGGGUCUCCUGGGAAUGAAGCAGGGGCACUCUCUUCCCAUGCCUGCGACUCCAAGAGAGAUACUCUUUCGAGCCCAAACUCUGAAACUGGACCUGGGACAAAGAACUCUGGAGAAGAGGGACUGGAGUCUUUGCAAAGGACAGUCCAGGAGCUGCAAAAGGAAAUAGAAACACAGAAACAAGCCUUUGAGGAACAGAUUAAAAACCUUGAGAAGGAAAAUUAUGACGUCUGGGCUAAGGUGGUGAGGCUCAAUGAAGAACUGGAGAAGGAAAAGAAGAAGUCUGCAGCCUUGGAGAUCAGCCUCCGCAAUGUGGAGCGCUCCCGGGAGGAUGUUGAGAGGAGGAACAAAACCUUGGAAGAAGAAGUCAAGGAAUUUGUCAAAUCGAUGAAGGAGCCUAAGGCUGAUGCAUGAGAAUCCCCAGAGUACAGGGGAAGCAGCCCACAGAGGCCCAACACUGCUCCCUUUUUCCUUGCUAUGUGACAGCUGGGAAGCAAAAUUACUCCCUAAGAAGAGAGGACAUUUGGGAAGAAAACAUCACAUUUUCCAGUAAAUAAAUCAGUGGAAUUUGCAGGAAGAUAAGGUUGAGCAGGGACAUAUAUAGACAUCCAUGACUGCCUGUGGCUGUAUUCAAAAGGAUUGCAUUAUUCCACUGUGGUCUCAGGCUGAGUGAUUUGGAACUUUCUAUGGCUCGAUGGCUAUGUCCGAUGGAGACAUUUGGGCCAGUCCACAACUCAGGACCCAGGGAACAAGCUGUCCCCAAUUGAAGCUGGACUGAGGCUUAGUUCUUUGUUGUCUAGGUGUGGAACAACUCAUCUAGUCACAUGGCCGAGGGCAUCUCUGAGACAGAAAGGCUGAAAUUGACCUUCAGCUUCUGAGUGCUCAUCAUGGUUUUGAGGGGCUGCCCUUGCUAAAGCCAGAGCCCCAUUCUAACACUCCCCAAUGACGCACCAUCUCCAGGAGCUGGAAACUCAAAAUUAUUAGUAGACUAAGAGAAAAUGAACAAUAAACUGUAUUUAUGAAAGCAACAUAGAUGAGAAAAUUAUAUUCAAGUAUAGCAAAACAAUAAAUAAAUAAAAGCAGGGCUAUUGAUUCAUACACCUUUGUGAGAGUUAGUAAAAGGCCCUCUUCCCUGGGGCAGAGGCACCGAUCCACCAGCACAGGGCUUGGUGAGUGGGACACAGACUGGAUUCCAGUCCUUACUUGCCUUUCAGUGGCCACAAUUGCACAGGCGGACACGCUCUGAUGUGACUUCCUUUGAGGAUGGUUGGGAGUUUAGAUAGUGACAGUCAUAAUAAUAUAUUUUUUUUCUGUUUCACCAAAAUACAAGUGAUUUCACCCUUUAAAAAAGGGACAUGAGGCCCUAGACCUUUCUAGACAGCUGAUUUUUCCUUUAAGCCAACCUGGCGGAGGCCUCUGGUG